GCGUCAUCUAGCCCAGACAACAAGAUGACGUCAAAACGUGCAUUACCAGAUGAUAAUACUGCGAGCAACGAUGUGUUGCUAGGCAACGAAUCUGACGUCACAUGUGGUUGGUUUAAUUGGCGACCAAAAUGUCUUCAGGUAUUUAGCUCGGCCAAGUGGCUGGUGGCCUUCCUAUGCAUCGCCAACUGCGCCCAGUCCAUGGUGGCCGGGGGUCUCCUCUCAACUGUCAUAGGGACGCUGGAGAAGCGGUUCCAACUCACGAGCACCCAGACCGGUAUCAUCUCGUCCAGCUACGACAUGGGGACAGUCCCCGCCCUCUGCGUCAUUGCCAUCAUAGGGAGACGAACCAACAGGCCGCGGUUCAUAGCGGCUGGCCUAACCCUGGUCGCCAUAGCAACCUUUAUGUUCAGUCUUGGUCAUUUUACAACAGGACGAUAUGUGUCGACUGCGGCGUCAUCUGUUGACGAGAAUAUUUGCGUUUUGAACUCCACGUCUACUGCAGGGUGUGGCCGGGAAGAGUUGGCUGAUUUCUCAGGAAAAGGAUUGUCGAAUUAUUUUUAUUUGUUCGUUUUGUCGUAUUUCCUUGUUGGAAUAGGGUCCUCCCCAAUAUAUACCGUGGGUGUGACAUUCAUGGACGACUGUCUCACCAAGGAGAACGCUUCUUUUUGUAUAGCCGUAUUCUACGCCACUGGUGUUCUAGGCCCGGUGCUGGCCUACAUCCUUCAGGCGGUCAUCGUGGAGGAGGUCUACGUGGAUGCGGACGUUCUGAGCGCAGCAAGUUUAUCUGUAGAGAAGGGGAGCAACGCCUGGCUCGGCGCUUGGUGGAUUGGGUAUAUUAUAGCAGCGUCUCUUGUGGCGAUGAUGAUUCUCCCUAUAGGUGGACUUCCGCAAGACAUGCCAGGUGCAGUCGCCAUUCCCGGUGCAGUGGGAGGGACAGUGGCAGGUGGAAUCGUCAUCAAGCGGUACCGUAUGACCUGCAAGACCAUUCUGAAAACGAAUUUCUUUCUCGUCUUCAUUUCUCUGCUGUUCGUCCCUGUGUUCUUUCUACAGUGCCCAAAUCUGGAGUUUGCUGGGAUAACAACGGGAUAUCACAAUGGCAGUGACGUUGGCUUCACCAGUGCAUGUAACACAGAGUGCGGCUGCUCUGCUCUCCAGUACAACCCUAUCUGUGGAUCAGACCUGGUCACCUACUACUCCCCCUGCCACGCAGGCUGUCUUAACUGGACCACGAUAGGGGGCGCCAAGACGUAUACGAACUGCAGGUGUGUAGCAGCGAGUCCAUCAGUGAAUGCGACUGCCGUGGACAAUGCCUGUACUGGCCUGUGUCCAGUGGCGCCAUUGGUCGGCUAUCUGGUCAUACUCCUCAUACUUAUGUUAUUGGUGUUUGCCGCCAGUGUUUGCGGAAUUAUGGGAACGUUAAGGUCAAUCCCGAGCUCAGAGAGGGCAGUCGGGAUAUCCGUCCAGUGGAUUCUUCUAAGGAGUUUUGGUUUUAUCCCCGGUGGCAUUGCCUUCGGGCAUUUCUUCGAUAAAACAUGUCUUCUGUGGCAGACGACAUGCGAUGAAUCAACAACCAGUGCUUGCCUCUUUUACGACAACUGGUCUCUAGGUGUGCACAUGCUGAUAGUUUGCGGUGUAUUAAAGACAACCUCUCUGUUAUUCGUCACGCUGGCAUGGAAGCUUUAUAAACCACCUCUGCCGCCAGAUUUAAAUUACGACAAUGGUCAGGCGGUCAAUGAAGAGACAGACAACACUCGCUUGUGAUACAUGUCGUGCUCUCCGAAAACAUGCGAUCACCAUGAAUUUCCUUUAUGAGCACAUUCUGUUUUUAAGUUAUGUAUACUGACAGAGAAAGGCAUCUUCUUCAGGUCAUAUGUGACAUUUUAUAAACAGUAUUUUACUUAACAUACAGUACAUGUAGGCGGAGCAGGCUU
Molecule: messenger RNA, 1931 nt
Organism: Lingula anatina
Lineage: Eukaryota; Metazoa; Brachiopoda; Lingulata; Lingulida; Lingulidae
Product: solute carrier organic anion transporter family member 4A1
Biological process (GO): transmembrane transport; sodium-independent organic anion transport
Cellular component (GO): basolateral plasma membrane
Molecular function (GO): protein binding
Source: RefSeq, a predicted model, not a curated record